Lachancea thermotolerans CBS 6340 is the source of this 1605-nucleotide messenger RNA. RefSeq names its product Mtc4p (gene MTC4). The record is from RefSeq and is a predicted model, not a curated record. The transcript has a single exon. NCBI's taxonomy places the organism in Eukaryota, Fungi, Ascomycota, Saccharomycetes, Saccharomycetales, Saccharomycetaceae. Bases 1 to 1605 code for a protein of 534 amino acids.
AUGAAAAAUGGCGCUACAGAGCAUAUGUCGAGCAGUGAUAAACUUGAAGGCGAUGAAGCUAGGCAUGUAAGCUCCUACAGAAUUUCACAGACUGCAAAGCUCCUCACAAAUGCUAAAAUCAGCUUGCUUGAGGAUCUUAACGUUGAUAACCUAACAGUGGGAAACACGGAGAAGAGUGGCGCGGCGACACUAGGCAAAGUUCUCAAUGAGCAGAACAAAGGAAGGCCCUUGAAGAUACUUUCUAAGGCCAGCAGAAUACGAGCGGAUCGGGUUCGAUCUUACAUCCAGUUUUACUAUCACUUGAUAGAGAAAGAAAUCACUACUGGGGGAACAGGGCUCUACAAGGGUGUGGAAGGGAAGUAUAAUCCGCUACAAGUGAUCCGUAACCGUAAAAUUAAGAAGAAGUUGCACGAAAACCCCAAGAAUGAAAUAGCAUUCAUGAAGCCUCCCGUCUUAGCAAUAAGAGACUUUUCUAAGCACCCCGACCGAGAAAAUCAGUGGUUUGUGGGCGUGAAUGAGACUACUGCAGACUUAGCCUGGCGUGUGUCACACUGGGAUGAGCUUCGAAGGCCCGACGGGAAGCCGUGGUUCAAAAGCAAAUCCAAGAGACGCUCUCAGUCGGCUGCAGAGGUUUCCCGCGCGUACAAAGGAGAGAGGCCGCCUAACCACUCCAGAAACUCGUCAUCAAUCUUAUUGCGCCAAACCUCCUCAAACUGGGAACUGCCUCAAAUUUCUGUUGAAAGUGUUGACGGUCCUGUCACAGACGGCCCCCGUGGUCGUGAAAGCAAGUUCGACAAAGCGCUGGAGAAAACAAAAAGACUUUCUCGUUCCGCUCUACAAAGCAAAUCUGCAAGUCAGCAACAUAUUAUUUAUGAUGAGCGCAACCCUGACAGCAAACCCUUGGGUAACGCCCAUAACUUAUACUUAACACCCACAGAACCUGUUCAUCAUCCCAAUAUUGCCGACAUUCCCAUCAACAGCUUUAGGACCCGAACCGCAGAGGAAAGAAGCUCAGAAAGCUCUAAUAGAGCAUCUGAAGAGUUUUUGGAGCUGAGUGAGCCAUUUAAUAUACCGAAAGAAUCUGUUCUCCAGAAACAGUACAACGAGCUAAUCUAUCUGCGCUGCACUUUCCAGGUAGUUAGACAUCGACAGGAAACCUCGAGAAUUAUACAGGCCCGCACUUCCGCUAAAGCCUCUGUGUUCGUGCCUGAAGAUCCCACACAGAUAUGCAAGCCAGCAGAAGAUGUCCUGCAUGAGUACGAAAAUGAACUGGUGAAGGCUCUGAAAACGUGCGAUAUAUGGAAGUCUAGGCUGCUUAAUGACUAUUCUAUAAGGGUCGAAACUCUGAUUUCAACUAGCGACCGUGUACUCAGCGACAUAAAUUCUACGCUGACGCUCAGGCUCAAAAUGCUGCAAGAAAAGAUGGACAAGUUUGGCACUCUCAGGAGGAUGAACAGAGAACCCCUUCGCGUUUUUUUGUACAGGGUCCUGGAGGUCGCUAUUACCUUGCUUUUCUGGAUGAUAUGGGUCAUCUUCAUAAUAGUUAAGAGCGGAAAGAUCAUGAUAUUGUCGUUACUUAGGGUCGUUAGGUGGAUAACAUGGUGA